This is a messenger RNA of Xenopus tropicalis (tropical clawed frog), 3445 nucleotides long. RefSeq names its product ATPase, Ca++ transporting, type 2C, member 2 (gene atp2c2). NCBI's taxonomy places the organism in Eukaryota, Metazoa, Chordata, Amphibia, Anura, Pipidae. The record is from RefSeq and is marked provisional. Gene Ontology annotation, biological process: calcium ion transport. Gene Ontology annotation, molecular function: ATP binding; nucleotide binding; P-type calcium transporter activity. Gene Ontology annotation, cellular component: plasma membrane; endomembrane system; cytoplasm.
GCUUUCAUCCUCCUCCUUGGGCAGCAGCACCGAUUUACCCCCGCACCCCUCCCAGGCCCCGGUGCAGCCCGUUGCACCUUUACACUGACAACUCAGUGAUGCAGAGCUUUACUUCCCCACCCCCAGCAUCCUCCUGUACCCAGUGCACGGAAUGUGGGAUGGGCAGGCACCUGCCAGAGGGGGGCGGGGCCUCUCUCACCUGUCCCAGGUAUAGUCCGGGGAGCCCGAAUACGCAGGAGCUCUUAGCAGCUCCCACCUCCCCGGACACCCCCUCAGCUGUACCGCCGGAGCCGCAGCUGCAGGUCACACUGCUACCGGGAGGUAUGGGGGGGAAGCGCUUCUCCAAAUUGUUGUCCCAUAUGCGUAGGUUGCCCCACAAAUAUCACCUUCUGGGAAGCAGCGAGCUCAAGGCAGAGGCAGAUGAACAUUGUGAGCUGAAGUCUGUUGAACACGAGGAUGAAGUUUUACCUUUACCUGCCAAGGAGGCCAGCAGACUGAACGCGAAUGAGCUGGUUAAAUAUUUACAGGUGGAUGUAGAAAGUGGCCUUUCAGAGUGCUCCGUGCUUCAGCGUAGAAUAAAGCACAGCUGGAAUGAGUUUCAAGUGGAUAACACAGAUCCUAUAUGGAAAAAGUACCUGGGCCAGUUUACAAAUCCUCUCAUUUUGUUGCUGCUCGGCUCAGCCUUGGUGAGCAUAAUAACAAAGGAGUAUGAAGAUGCAGUGAGCAUUACUGUGGCAAUCCUCAUUGUGGUUACAGUGGCAUUUGUACAGGAAUAUCGCUCUGAGAAGUCACUUGAGGAGUUAAAUAAGCUUGUUCCCCCUGAGUGCAAUUGCAUUCGUGAUGGAAAACAACAGCACCUUCUGGCUCGUGAGCUGGUUCCAGGAGAUGUGGUGUGUUUGUCUGUGGGUGACAGGGUUCCUGCUGACAUCAGACUGAUAGAGACAACUGAUCUAUUGGUGGACGAAUCAAGCUUUACUGGGGAGACUGAGCCGUGCAGCAAGACUCAUGGCUCUGUAGAUGAAGCCAGUGGAAUUGCAACACUCAGCAACAUUGUGUUCAUGGGGACCCUUGUCCGUUAUGGAAGAGGGAAGGGACUGGUUAUUGGAGUUGGUGAAAAGUCUCAGUUUGGAGAAGUGUUCAAGAUGAUGCAAGCAGAAGAGACUCCAAAAACCCCACUGCAGAAAAGUAUGGACAGACUUGGAAAGCAGCUCUCCCUGUUCUCAUUCGGAAUAAUAGGUUUAAUAAUGCUAAUUGGCUGGCUCCAGGGAAAACCCCUUCUAAGCAUGUUUACCAUUGGUGUAAGUUUAGCAGUUGCUGCUAUUCCAGAAGGUCUUCCUAUUGUUGUUACUGUCACCUUGGCUCUGGGUGUGAUGAGAAUGGCGAACAAAAGAGUCAUUGUUAAGAAACUGCCAAUUGUGGAGACCUUAGGUUGCUGCAAUGUCAUUUGUUCAGACAAGACUGGGACUUUGACUGCCAAUGAGAUGACUGCAACCAAAUUAGUAACUUCAGAUGGAUUGCAUGCCGAGGUUACAGGAGUUGGCUAUGAAGGAAAGGGAUAUGUCAGUCUGUUACCAUCCAAUGAAGAAGUUCAUGAAUUUUCCAGUGUAUCUAUAGGAAAACUUGUGGAGGCUGGGUGUAUAGCCAACAAUGCAGUUAUUCAGAACAACACUCUUAUGGGCCAACCGACAGAAGGGGCAUUGGUAGUCCUUGGAAUGAAGAUGGGCUUGAGCAAUGUAAGUGACAACUACAUUCGAAAAAAAGAAAUUCCUUUUAGCUCAGAACAAAGAUGGAUGGCAGUAAAAUGCAUCGAAAGGCAUAACAAGGAAGAGAUAUACUUUAUGAAAGGAGCUUUUGAAGAAGUCAUCCAGCAUUGUACCAUGUACAACAGCAGCGGAAGGUCACUACCAGUCACACCACAACAGAAAUCUUUAUAUCUCCAGGAAGAAAAAAACAUGGGAAUGCAAGGACUAAGAGUUCUUGCACUGGCCUCUGGGAGUGAACUUGGAAAACUUACCUUUUUGGGACUUGUGGGCAUAAUUGACCCUCCAAGAGCUGGUGUCAGUGAAGCAGUUCAGAUACUCCUGGAAUCUGGGGUCUCUGUCAAGAUGAUCACAGGGGAUGCCCUGGAGACAGCCCAAGCAAUUGGCAGGAACAUUGGGUUAUCUAAUGGACAUCUCAAAGCCAUUUCUGGAGAAGAGCUGGACCAGAUUGAUGAGUCUACACUGUCAUCCAUUGUCACCAAGGUGUCUGUGUUUUAUAGGACAAGCCCAAAGCAUAAACUGAAGAUCAUCAAGGCUUUGCAAAAGACAGGAGCAAUUGUGGGAAUGACAGGAGAUGGAGUAAAUGAUGCAGUGGCACUGAAAUCAGCUGACAUUGGUGUGGCAAUGGGUAAAACAGGAACAGACGUCAGUAAAGAAGCCGCUGAUAUGAUUUUGGUAGAUGACGACUUUUCUACUAUUAUGAAUGCCAUUGAGGAAGGAAAAGGUAUAUUCUACAAUAUUAAGAAUUUCGUCAGAUUCCAGCUAAGCACGAGCAUUUCAGCCUUGAGUUUAAUCACUUUAUCAACAGUCAUGAAUUUACCAAACCCUCUGAAUGCCAUGCAGAUUCUUUGGAUAAACAUAAUAAUGGAUGGGCCCCCAGCACAGAGUUUGGGCGUUGAACCUGUAGAUAAAGAUGCCAUCAAACAGCCACCCCGUAAUGCCAAGGAAGCCAUCCUCAGCAGAGCUUUGAUACUGAAGAUUUUACUCUCUGCUACCAUCAUCAUAAGUGGCACCCUGUUUGUCUUCUGGAAAGAGAUUCCUGAUGGAAAGGUUACACCAAGGACCACAACAAUGACUUUCACCUGUUUUGUUUUUUUUGAUAUGUUCAAUGCACUGGCAUGUCGUUCUCUGAACAAAACCAUAUUUGAGAUUGGCCUUUUCAAGAACCGUAUGUUCUGGUAUUCAGUACUGGGAUCAAUCCUUGGGCAAAUGGCUGUGAUCUAUAUCCCUCCCUUACAGAAAGUUUUCCUAACACAGAAUUUACAUGCACUAGAUCUGCUGUUUUUAGCCGGUUUGGCCUCUUCCGUUUUCGUAGCAUCGGAACUAAUCAAAUUCUGCGAACAGCACUGCUGCAGGAAAAGAACAGUAAAAGUCCUCGAGGAGGAGAUUUGAGUCCUUUCUGCUACUGGUGUUUCCCUGUAUAACAAGUUAUUGAUGACACUGUGACCCAUGAUGUGAUUUCCUUUUAUGUCACUUGGCAGCGCCGUAUGAUAUUUCCUGAGUAUUUAUGUACAGUCCAGUCUGCUGUUUAUAAGAGAAAACCUCCAUUAUCUGGCAUGAUUAGCAACAGAAAGACUUGCAAGAACUCAUCACACAAACCUACCACAUCUUCAUCAUUUUUUUUUGUACUUUAUAAUUCAUUUGAAAAUAAAGACUAAUCAUUUAUUUUUUAAAUAAAAAAAAAA